Pelmatolapia mariae (spotted tilapia) is the source of this 2068-nucleotide messenger RNA. RefSeq names its product CD209 antigen-like. The transcript has 7 exons. Gene Ontology annotation, molecular function: signaling receptor activity. The record is from RefSeq and is a predicted model, not a curated record. Lineage: Eukaryota; Metazoa; Chordata; Actinopteri; Cichliformes; Cichlidae. Bases 143 to 1525 code for a protein of 460 amino acids.
CUAUAAGCAAAAAGAAAGGAAGUAGAUUACAUUUUAAACUCUUCAAACUGAAAAAGCUCAUCAUUCUAUUUCCAGCUCGUCCAUUGAUUGUGUUUGAUCUGCAAGGGGAGAUUGGACUCCAGCUGAUAAGGCAGAUGCAAGGAUGAGUGUCGAGUACCAUGCAUCCACACAUGGCAUUGAGGACAGUAAAAUUGCCUACAAGCAGUUUUUUGAAGAAGGCAGCAAAUUUCACUUUGCAGUUUAUGCAGUAAGAACCAGCCCUUUCAAGAUUGCCACAGUGUGCCUGGGGUUGCUGUGUUUACUCCUCUUGGCUGGUGUCAUAGGUCAAAGCAUCCACUAUCAAAAUGUGGAACGAGACCAUCAGAAUAGCUCAAAAGCCAUGAGUAUGCAGAAUCAGAACCUGCAGCAAAACAUAAAAGCUGUGCAAAAAGAGAAACAGGAUACGCAGAUACGCUAUGAUCGCUUACAGGAAAAUUACAACUCCUUAUCUACAAGCAGAGGACGGUUGCAGACCAAUUACAAUUCACUGAGGGAGGAAAAACAACAGCUUACACAAAGCCAAGCCCAGUUAAAGGACAGUAACGCUGCUUUAAACCAAGAUUUAGAAAAGCUAAAAACUCUUAAAAACCAGCUGCAGUUGAACAAUGAUGCCUUGACUACAGGCAAAGAGUUGCUACAAAAACAAUAUGAUUCAGUCCUCAAGCAAAGAAAUGACUUGCAGACUAGUUUUGACUCUGUGACCAAAGAGAGGAACAACUUACAGAACAAAUUCAACAAUGUAACCAGAUCAAGAGAGCAGCUGCAGAAUAGUUACAACGACUUGAUUAAGACAGUGGAAAAUCUGCAAGAUAGCUACAACUUCUCUACAAGUGAGAAGGACAAGUUAGCAAAAGGUCACCAAAAUCUGACUGUGCAACUUGAGCGUCUUCAGUCUACCUACAAUGUAAUCAAAAAAGCAGAAAAUGUCCUGCAGGCUAAUUAUGAUUCAUUGGUUAAGGAAAAAAACGCUCUUCAAAGCAAUUUUCAGAAUGUAACAUCAGAAAGAGACCUGCUGAAGGUGAAUAAUGAAAACCUGACUGCUGAGAGAGUAAAGCUGUUGGAGGAAAUUAACAGACUGAAUGCAACAAUGCAAGAGAAGAAAUGCCCCACUGGCUGGAAGAAGUUUGAGUACAGCUGCUACUUCACUUCAGUUAGCAAAAAAACGUGGGAAAGGAGCAGAGCUGACUGCCAGAACAGAGGAGCAGACCUGGCAAUAAUAAAAAGCCAAGAAGAAAUGACCUUCAUCAAUGGCUUGUAUAGCAGUGACAAAGAAGUCUGGAUUGGACUGACUGAUGAAGGAGUAGAGGGGCAUUGGAAAUGGGUGGAUGGAACUCCAGUGACCUUAACGUUUUGGGGUAAAGGCCAGCCCAACAGCUAUGAUGGGAGAAACCAAGACUGUGUGGAGUUUUGGCACCGCGCAUCAGGCAUCGGUGAUUGGAAUGAUGAGAACUGUAAUGUUGAACAAAACUGGAUCUGUGAGAUGUAGUUUUCCAGAACUUUGGAAUGCGUUAGGUGAUACUGUCUGUUACCAAUGAACAUCAUGUAAUGUAAGCAUAGAAACAUAUUAAGGAUUAUAAUAGUAUGUUUUACAACUCACCAAUUUAUUCAAACGUCAUUUGCUGGCGCAAAUACAGAUUGAUGUAGCUUGUUGAAUGAGUGACCCAAAAGGGACUCCAAAAAUAUCUGCGUAUACUGUUUAUCAUCUUAUUCCUGACUCUGAUGGUGACACAGUAUCUGUCACUUGCCAACAGAUAUUUUUGAAAGUACAAUUAAUUUGACACAUGUAACUUACCCAUAUGCCAGUUUGUAUGAAAUUAAUUUACUAUCAUGACCAUUUAGUGCAUUGAUUAACGAAAGCCUUUACAAAGACUUGUACUGUUAUAAUCAGUUCUGUUAUUAUCACAUAAUUAUGCUGUACUUGCUUAUCAGUGAUUUUUUGUGACUGGGAAAAUGGUACCAAAUUAAAUGCUGUGUAACUAUGGAUAUAUUAAUUAACCACCAUUCAGUUCUUGCUUUCAUUAUUACAAUU